This is a messenger RNA of Acaulospora morrowiae, 152 nucleotides long. The record is from the annotation of a GenBank genome assembly. Lineage: Eukaryota; Fungi; Glomeromycota; Glomeromycetes; Diversisporales; Acaulosporaceae.
AAGAACAACAUGUUGAAGACCAUACGUACCCUCUACAAGAACAUAUAGAACCCAACAACACUGCGUCUAUAACAAUACAAAGUGAAGCUUCACAAAUGGAAGAAGACCCCAAGGACAACCCCACAUUAACAAAAGAAGAAGGAGCUGUAUAA